AUGGGACGUAUUGGAGCUGGUCAUUUGCCUGUUUUAUUUUCAAUAAAUUUUGUCGCAAUGUUAGUCAUUACAUAUUCUUUUUCUGUUUGGAGAGGAGAUGUUGACCCCGUUUUCCCCUAUAUUUCGGCUUCUGGUGAUUCCAGGCCUGAAUCCUGUAUAUUUUCUAUGUUUUUGAAUGUUUGUGCUUUCUUUAUUGAGUUGAUUGUUAUUCUCAGAUACCAUUUGGUCGCCGAAUUACUUUCUCAAAAUUCAGAUCAAGAGUAUCAGCCUAUUUCUCUAGCAAAUAUCCUUUCACUUUUUGCUGGUCUUCUCGGGGGUGUUGGAAUGUUUAUAGUUGCUAAUUUUCAAGAAACUGCUGUUAUACAGAUACAUCUGACUGGUAUAAAAAUUAAUUCGUAA
Meloidogyne enterolobii is the source of this 399-nucleotide messenger RNA. Lineage: Eukaryota; Metazoa; Nematoda; Chromadorea; Rhabditida; Meloidogynidae. The record is from the annotation of a GenBank genome assembly.